Guillardia theta CCMP2712 is the source of this 912-nucleotide messenger RNA. RefSeq lists its product as hypothetical. The record is from RefSeq and is a predicted model, not a curated record. Bases 1 to 912 code for a protein of 303 amino acids. The transcript has 9 exons. Lineage: Eukaryota; Cryptophyceae; Pyrenomonadales; Geminigeraceae. Gene Ontology annotation, molecular function: rRNA (uridine-N3-)-methyltransferase activity. Gene Ontology annotation, biological process: rRNA base methylation.
AUGAACAGGCAACGGGGUCUUGUUCUGGGGAUCACUUCGGUCAUGAACUCGAUGGCGUGCAUGGCAAGGGAUCCCUGCUUCUCCUACCUCCAUUCAGGACGACCUCCAUUCGGCGCAAGGCUUCCUGUCUCGACCAAAUCUCAGCGCCAGCUUGCAGCGAGAGCGAAGAUCGUGAGUCAAGCGCGAGAUCGUGGGCAGGAGGGGACGGGCAGGAGGGACAUCCGGGUCUUUGUGGGAGGACAACAGCUCUUGCACGGAUCGACGGUAAACUUUGAGUCGUCGCAGAGCCACUACCUCGACAAAGUGAUGCGCGUCAUGGAAGGAAGUCACGUCAAAGUCUUCAACGGCUGCGAUGGGGAGUGGUGGUGCCGGAUGGAUCACUUUGACAAGAAGGGAGCUCGCGGAACCGUCACCGAGCAGAGGCACACGUUCUCAGCAGGAAGCGACGUGUGGCUACUCUUUGCCCCUGUCAAGGGCGACGCCACGGAGGCCAUCGUGCAGAAGGCAACAGAACUGGGUAGGACUAUCGUCAAGUCGAUCAAGCACGAGAGGCUUCAGUCGAUUGCUGUGGAGGCAUCUGAGCAAUGUGAACGACUGGAUGUACCAGACCUUGUUCCCUUGCAGCCCCUGAACAAGCUGCUGCUCAACUGGCCAUCAGACCGCAAACUUGUGGUCUGUGACGAAACUCGCGUCGGAGAGCGCGGCACUUGGGAUACUCUGCGAGCGUUGCAAGGUGAAGCGAGGUUCGCUAUGUUGGUGGGGCCUGAGGGUGGUUGGUCAGACGAUGAGUUGUCCGGAUUUGCAGAGCAUCAGGCGGUCAAGAUCGGUCUGGGCCCAAGAAUACUGAGAGCAGAUACGGCAGCCAUCGCAGCCUUGACGCUGUUUCAAGCGUGCCUGGGAGACUGGAAGUGA